AUCAAACAGCACUACAAAUACGCCACCUGCCAAGGACAGUAGCUGUUUGCAGGGCUAUAUAAGAGGGACAAGUCUGUGUUCAACCAAACUGCAACCAAACGUAUACCGUCACUCUACAGAGACAUCAUGAGAACCACUGCAGCCGUCCUAUUGGUCCUCUGUCUUCUGACCAUCAGUCAUGCCUGGGACUGUCAGGAAAUAGUGGCUAUCAAGAAUCUGAUGCAGAUCGAUGCAGGACUGGGGCAAGUGGUUGCUACGGACACAAGUCAAACCCCCUACUACCUGGUAGGUAAUGAAUGGAUCCGCCUGCCUGGUUCCCUGAGGCAUAUCACUGUAGGACCAACAGGGAUCUGGGGUGUCAGCAACGGAAACCUCAUGUUCAAGUAUGUGGCCGGUAACUGGGUUCAAUUUGCAACCGGUGUAAAUCAGCUGGAUGCUGGGGAGGACCAGUUUGUUGUGGUGGCCAACAUGGACUAUGUUCCAGGGUGUCUUUCAAGAAGUGCCUCACUUGGCUUCAUGGGUGCUGACUCAUCCCUUCGAGGGAUAAGGUUGCCAGGAGCUGUGAAGUAUUCUAGUUGCGGACAUUUUGGGUGCUGGGCAGUCAACAAGAAUGAUGAUAUCUACUUAAUGAGUUUGAAUCAAGACUGCCAAAACAACGGGUGGAGACACAUUGAUGGCAAGCUUUCCAUGAUUGAGGUGGCAACUGAUGGUAGUGUCUUUGGGGUCAACUCUGCAGGCCAAGUUUAUACCAGAGACGGCAUCACGGCCAGUAAACCAGAGGGCACUGGAUGGAGCAAUGUCCCAAUGUACAUGCCAAUGAAGCACGUGACCUACGAUCUGGGCCGUCUUUGGGUCAUCUCCAAUUCUGGCUUCACCAUGGUGUGCACACAUUAGCCUCUCCUCUGCAUCUGAAGGACGUUCGGGAUCUGACAAGCUCACUUGCUAACUCAUUGAUCUCUCUGUCUGGAACAAUCUCAAUUCUCAACAUUAAUUCACAAGAAUCAUCACAUUCUAAUACCU
Messenger RNA from Oncorhynchus mykiss (rainbow trout), 1020 nucleotides. Lineage: Eukaryota; Metazoa; Chordata; Actinopteri; Salmoniformes; Salmonidae. The record is from RefSeq and is a predicted model, not a curated record.